AGAGGCGACGUGGAAUGCCGGAACGUACUAGUUAACAUAAAUGCUCAAAUACUCCUCUGGUCAAACGAAAGAAGAGAGGGAGGACUGGGUCAGUCAUUGAGAUUGAUUUUUCUCCUAUCGUGAAGUAGAGACAAACUUCCACGACAGCCUGAGCUAUGGUCCAAGACGCGGCGACGAGGGCUCUGUUGUUGUGGGCACUGGUCAGCCUCCCAGAACUGUGUCAAGGUCAUGGGUACCUGAUGGACCCCCCGGCACGUGCCAGUAUGUGGCGGGAGAACUUCAAGACACCCAUAAACUACGACGAUAACCGACUCAACUGUGGAGGCUACUAUACGGUGACGAUGAAAGUGAUGAUAACGGCCAACCACCUGGGCUGGUUCGAGUUCAGACUCUGCCCACACAACUCCCCAAGCACACCAGUAACGCAGGACUGUUUGGACAGACACCUGCUCCAGCUGGCAGACGGUAGCGGCACACGUUUUGACCUGGGCACCAAGAUCAGCGCAGUCCCUGUGGAGGUCAAACUUCCCGCGGGUGUGACGUGUUCCCAGUGUGUGCUACAGUGGAAGUGGCAUGUCGGUAACAGCUACGGGCAAGACGGACAAGGAAACGGCUGCAAAGGUUGCGGUCCGCAGGAGGAGUUCUAUGGCUGUUCAGAUAUCAGCAUUACUACUGGUGGGGGUGGAGUCAACCCUACCAGCGGACCAAUCACAAACGCUCCUGUCACAAACCCUCCAUUCACGUUCCAACCAGUCACAUACAGACCCGUAACAAGCGUCCCUGUUAGCACGCAGAGGCCGGUCUAUCCGACAUUCCAGCCAGUGACAUUUCAGCCAUUCACAAACCCCCCUCCUCAAACACAAAAGCCUGUUUAUCCAACGUUUCAGCAAAUUACAUUCAAGCCUUACACAAACUCCCCGCCCAAAACCCAGCCCCCAGUUUACCCAACCUUUCAGCCAAUCACGUCUCGUCCUUACACAAACGCCCCACCCCAAACCCAACCUCCUGUCUAUCCAACAUUUCAGCCAAUCACAUUUCAACCAUACACUCAGUCCCCUUACCAACCUGUAACUAAUGCGCCGUAUCAGCCGCCGGUUACUGCAAAACCAAACCCAAGACCAACAGGCUAUGUACCAAUGUCCCCAGCGGCAUCAAUGAAGCCUGGAACACCUCAGUACGUCUUCACAACUCGCCCCACCAACCCACCAGUUACGUUUUACAGACCACCUUCCACACGCCCCCCACCAGCCACACCACGCCCAACAAUCUAUAGACCACUCCCCACAAUAAAACCACAACCAGUCUUUACAUUCAGACCUACCUUCGCCCCGCUCAUCACCCUGACCUCUGCCCCCUUCACUUACAGACCAAACGUCUUCCCUCUAGGGGGCAGGACCACACAGCCACCACGCACAACACGACCUCCACCAGUCACUUUCUACAGACCACCUUCCACCGCGAGACCGUUACCACCCUUUCAACCAAUAACAGCGUCCCAACCAACCCGGGCCCCAUUCACACUUAAACCAACCGUAUUCCAGCUUGGGGGAGGUACCACAAAACCACGAACCAAUCAGCCACUAAACACAAUGUAUCCGGGUAGAGUGACCCCACCCCCUGCGACAGCUCGUCCAAUGACAGGCCCGUACUGCUACGCCAUCAACGUUCAGGGAGGGAACACAAAGCUGGACCAGUGGUGUAACGCUCAGUGUACGCGCCUAGGGGGAUCAUGCCCUCCGGAAUAUUGUGAGUGUAAAACGUAAAAACAAAAACAAAAACGGCUGGAGGCGAUGACCUAAAAAAAAAUCUAAUUAACGAUAAUAAUAAUAAAUACAGACCCGAUUCCGGAGCCCUUUUAUCUGAAUAAAUAUACAAUAAUAUCCCCAAA
Aplysia californica (California sea hare) is the source of this 1888-nucleotide messenger RNA. RefSeq names its product proline-rich extensin-like protein EPR1. Lineage: Eukaryota; Metazoa; Mollusca; Gastropoda; Aplysiida; Aplysiidae. The transcript is spliced from 5 exons. The record is from RefSeq and is a predicted model, not a curated record. Bases 156 to 1763 code for a protein of 535 amino acids.